Messenger RNA from Panonychus citri (citrus red mite), 1389 nucleotides. RefSeq names its product enhanced level of genomic instability 1-like. The record is from RefSeq and is a predicted model, not a curated record. Lineage: Eukaryota; Metazoa; Arthropoda; Arachnida; Trombidiformes; Tetranychidae. Gene Ontology annotation, cellular component: nucleus. The transcript has a single exon. Gene Ontology annotation, molecular function: ATP hydrolysis activity; ATP binding; DNA binding. The coding region runs from base 1 to 1389 and encodes 462 amino acids.
AUGGCUUCUUCAAUUGAAAGAUUUUUAAUUCGACGAAGUCCUGUAAUUACUAUUGAUGAACCUAUUGGUAAACGAGGUAAAUUAAGGUCAAGACGGAAACGGGCAGAUGACGAUAAAAAUGUUUCCAAAAAGAUGAAAAAACAACCUAGUGUUGAGUUUUUACCAACCGUGAAAAUAGAGAGUCAACUUUUAUGGACUACUAAAUAUAAACCAAAUCAUGUCGGGGAAAUGAUCGGUUCUCGAGAGAAAUUCAUUGAAAUUAAAAGGUACAUUGAAGAUUGGACGAGUGGUGAUGAAAAUGAAGCAAUUCUGAUAAUCGGUCCUCCCGGUGUUGGUAAAACCUGCUUAGUUUAUGCAAUCGCUAAGGAGUUACAGUACAAAAUAUUUGAAGUUAAUUGUGGCCUCACCGAAAAGAUCAAUUAUACAACUGAGAAACUUCAUGAAACAAUACAGACUCAUCAAGUUUGUCUCAAUGAUACUCCCAAAUUAACCUCACUUUGGGCCUCACCAGAUCUCAAUGACCGUGAUGAUACAGCUGAAAUCUCAUUAUCCUCAAACAGUAUAAUCUUAUUUGAUGACAUCGAUUUCAUGAUUAGUAACAUAGUCAACGGAUUCUGGCGAGUCCUCAAGAACCUUGUCCAAGAGAGCAAGAAGCCAAUCAUUUUAACCGCUAAUCGUUAUUCUGAACACUUGGAAAAUUUCAUUUCUCCACUGAAGAUAUUUGAAAUGGACCCACCAAAAUCAGAGGAAAUUGUUAAACAUUUAACCGAGAUAGUGAAUAAAGAAUCGAGUGAAAAUCGGCCUCUCCAAUUGUCGCCGAUCAAUGUUACCACUUUUAACGGGGACGUGAGACGAACUCUCAAUGAGCAUCAAUAUAAUUGUAACAAUUCCAACGGAGAUUUGACCGAUGAACCAAUGGAAGUGACCUUAGACGACGAAACUCCUUCACAAAUCAGGCGAUAUAAUUUAUUAUGUUUAAACGAUUUGAUUACCACCAAAGUUGGAAUUUUAAGUGCCGAUGAAACUCGUUCGUAUUUUCUUCAAGGAAGAGAUAUCCCUUUUGACCAGUCGAUUAAUUGUCGACAAAUAGCCGAUGAGUUUAUAGAUACAAUUGAAAAGUUGACGAAUAAAGUUUUCGGCGAUGAAAUGAUUAAAAGGCCAAAGGAGACUUACGAUUCUAAAAAGUUCACCAACAAAUUAAACGAUUCAAUUAAGAAACAUGGUCGCUUCAUGAGUCGGCAAACAAUUGCCACAGAAUUUUUUCCCUACAUGUCGUUAAUUACAACCCAUCAGAAUAGUCGACGAUAUAAUACUCGAGGUUCUCGAACAGCGAAAGUGCCAAUUGGUCCAGUUGAUCCUUUUCUUAUAAAAUUCUCAGUAAUAGAUUAA